Colletotrichum spaethianum is the source of this 636-nucleotide messenger RNA. RefSeq names its product 3-beta-hydroxysteroid-delta(8), delta(7)-isomerase. The transcript has 3 exons. The record is from RefSeq and is a predicted model, not a curated record. NCBI's taxonomy places the organism in Eukaryota, Fungi, Ascomycota, Sordariomycetes, Glomerellales, Glomerellaceae. Gene Ontology annotation, biological process: sterol biosynthetic process. Gene Ontology annotation, molecular function: cholestenol delta-isomerase activity; steroid Delta-isomerase activity; C-8 sterol isomerase activity. Gene Ontology annotation, cellular component: membrane; endoplasmic reticulum. Bases 1 to 636 code for a protein of 211 amino acids.
AUGGCCGCAAUGUGGCAUCCGUACUACCCCGAGAACGCAGAGCUUCCGCACUACAUCGCCAACGAGACCCCCCUCCCCAAGCUGCUGGUCACGUUCGCGGCCACCAUCGCCAGCGUUGCCGUCGUUGCUGUUCUAGUCGCUAGAAAGCUCCGUCCCCAGAUGAUUAUCUCGGAUCAACUUGUCGUGGCUUGGUUCGCUCUUUGCUACUUCAUCUGGAACCACCAGCGCCUUGCGAGUAUGCAGACACUCUUCGCCCAGCUUUGGAAGGAAUACGCAUUGUCCGACUCACGGUAUCUAACCUCGGACCCAUUCAUGCUCUGUGUUGAGUCUUUCACGGUUGUCGUAUGGGGGCCCGUCUGCUGGGCUAUCGUCAUCGCCAUUGCCCAGCGAAACCACAUUCGCUAUCCCCUACAGAUCAUUAUGUGUGUCGGACACCUAUACGGUGUUGUGCUCUACUACUCGACCAGCUUGACCGAGCUGUACUUCAAUGGCGUAUCGCACAGUAGGCCUGAGUUCUUGUACUUCUGGAUAUAUUACGUCGGUUUCAACGCGCCCUGGGUUGUGGUUCCCGCUGGUAUGCUUCCCACUCCCCCCUUUGCACCCCAUGGCGGCUCUUUUGUUGCAUACGAAUACUAA